Symbiodinium necroappetens is the source of this 3477-nucleotide messenger RNA. NCBI's taxonomy places the organism in Eukaryota, Dinophyceae, Suessiales, Symbiodiniaceae. The record is from the annotation of a GenBank genome assembly.
AUGGUGCGACCCCAAACACCGCUGCUGACCACCGCGCCAGCCGCCACACCGCCUACAGCGCAUGUGUCGCAGUCUUCGGAGCCCUGGUCCAACAUUUCCAGCGAUCAGAUCCUGUACAGCAUGUUGGCUGCGUCUUUGGUCAGUGUGCUAUUCCGCGUGAUCCUGACUGUGUUCGACGCAGCCCGCGCGACUCGAUCCACAUCCAUUCCUGAGACAGCGGGUGCAUCCGCUAAGUUUCAGUUUCUCGUUUUCGCAGCGGUGAACGUCCUACUCCAGAUAGGAGGCAGCCUUUCACAAGGACUGUUGGCCACCAAGUGGGUUCUGGCCGGUGAACAGGUUGGGCCACCUCUGGUCGCCUGCUUCUGCGUCGUGGCCGCGAGCACGGAGCUGCUGGUCUCUGCUGGUCUGGCUGCUCACAUUCGCUCCGUGCUCGUGAAGGCAGCGAUCAAGAGGCAGAUCAAAAUCAGGUUCACCUGCAUUUCCCACAUGUUUGCCACGCAAGUUGGCAAGCUUUGCAUUCUCCUGAUUGCUGUUUCCGUGCCGGUGCUGGUCUUCAGCUUGUCCGACAAGCCACUGAAGUUGGCUGGAUGGCUGGGCGCGAAUGUGGGCAUCCUCCUUUGGGCCAACUCUCAAUUCAAGAGUAUCGGUCUCAUGGACUGGGAGGUUUGGGAUGAGCUCAAACCUAUUACCCAGUCUGCAUCACGAGAGCUGACGGUUGUGGAAUUCCUCCAAGAGACUGGCCUCACGUCACCCCAGGAGGGAAGCUCCUGGUCAGACCGCUGGCGCUGCAAGCUGAACGACGAGGACGAGCUUCUGCUGCGCCACAGGCGAAGCUUAAUGCUUCAGGUCUUCCCCGGGCGCCGGUGGCUUUGCUUCGUACAUGGCUGCCUGCUGACAUUCUUCACUCUGCUGGGGUCCAUGGUUCCUGCUGUAAUGGUAUGUUACUGCCUGUCGCAAGUUCCUAAGCUCGUUCACGUUGACGUGGUCGGCGGUUGGAUGCCUGACUUUGAGCCGAAGAUGGAUCGUCACUACAUUCGCCUGGAGGAGGACUGGAAAGCAAGCCUAACAUUGAAUUUUGACUUGGAUCUUGGCCAAGCUUCAAGAUUCCUCUUCUGCCGGCCUCAAGGCGCCUGUGAGGAUUUGGAACCGCGUGAACACUCUGACCAGGUCACUUUGAGUGCCAUUAUCGACCCUACUGCGUUUGGCACCUGCAACCUUACUUUGUUUGGGAUACGUUCACGCACGUAUCACUUCACCGUGCUGGCCUUGACGCACUUAAAGGCGCAGGUGCAGCCUGCGCAGAAAGUUCGUUUUCCUGAGUACCAGGUCCAACUGCGUCACUACAGAGCUGACAUCGUCCAGUCGGCAAACAUGACUAGGCUUGGAGUGCAGGUGGCUGUCAGCUUCGACAGCGCUUUCAUGAAGAUGGAGUCCUCGGCGCAGUCGUGCCAUCCCAAAUCGAACGAGUGCAGGAUUGAAGAGGUUCAGGCCUUGCCUGACAAUCGGUUGACCGCCGGAAUCGACCUGGCAACGUCAUCAAAUCUCAGCUUGUUGAUGAAGUUGCAGCCCAAGGAGCCCACAGUCUGCGAGAACCUGACCAUCACCUACUCCGUAGAUGUGUCCGUCAUUGACAUCAAAAAGGAAUUGGAAAUCCUUGCCGAAAGCAUCUCGACGCUUCAAGCCAGGGCCGAUAGCAUGCUGGACUUUGACUCAGCAGAGUCCAAGGAAGUUGGCAAGCAACUUCAGGUGGCAAUGCAGAAGAGAGACAACAUUCUGCGGCAGGCGUAUGAGGAGAAGACUUCUGACAUGGACUAUUCGACAAGUCUGGGUAAGCUGACAUUCCUGGCAGUUGGGCUGACUGGCACCGGCAAGUCGGAGCUUUGCCGGUGGAUGACGGGCAACCUUGACAAAUGCACCCCGAGCAGCGGCACCACUUCCAAAACGAGCGAAGUGAUACGAGUGCAGAGUCUACCGUUUAAAGAUCCAAAGAUGUCCCCGAUGAUUGAGUGGAUCGAUACCCCUGGUCGUGGAGACACGCGGGGGCAAGCCGAAGAUGCUGAGCUCUGGAACAGCACGAUGCGGAAUCUUCUCAGUCAGAGCCAGAGUCGAAUCGACAAUAUAGUCUGGGUCAUGAAUGCUGCAUGGCAGCGUGGCACGGCAGACAGGAACAUGAUGCUGAGAGAGCUUCGGAAGUCCUUCGGAAUACAGCUAUAUCCACACUUAAGUAUAGUCUUGAAUUUCCUUCCACAUUCUGCUAACAAGACCCAAUUUGCUGAAGAGCUCGCGAAGCAGAAAGAGAAGUAUGCCGACUGGAUCAUGUCAGUUGAAGACGAGAUGUUCAGCUGGGGUGAGGAGGCCCGCCGCGGGGUGGAGAAGCAGGUCAAAGAUCUCGCAGUCUAUGGAGUCAGCAUCGAUCCUAAGCAUUGCCGUCUUAAGCCAGAUGGGCUGCCCCUGUCUGCCCCCUACCUCAGCAAGUUCCCUCCCUUCUCCCAUCCAGCUGGGGCAGCAGACCUCCUCCGGCUCUUCAACAGCACCCGUGAGAGGAAGGUGCGGGGAGCCCCUGGCCUGCUUGUGAACAACUCGCAUCCGCGGAUCGGUCCAGGAAUCCUGCAGUCUUUGGGUGAGAUUUCGUGCGACCUCUGCGGCUUCUACCCACAAGGAUUCGAAAGAGUCCGCAAAAUCCACACAGAGGUGCCAGGGCUCAGAUUGGUGCCAGGGCUUGUAGGGAAGAGGCUCCGUCUAAGAGGCACGGACCUAUCCAUGGACGAUGGUGCCAUCACUGUACCUCCCUCAGCAGAGUGCGGAGAUCCGGAUGCCAAGCAGUGGCCUCCGUCCUGGCCCCAGCACAUCGCCAGGCCUCACAACCUAACGUCGAACGUCAAGGCUACGCAUAUCGACGUGAUUCUCCCUGCUGGUGCGGAAGAUGCCUCGGGUAUCUCACGCAAGCUCUGCUUUUGCGAAGCACCCAACUGUAACGAGUCCUGGCGCUUCGGUCAAGGCGGUCUGGACAUCCCUCCUGGCAACUGCCCAGAGCCAUUCCACAAGUUUCGCUUCAUGAACUCUACGUAUCCACGCAUGUUUUUCGCACAGGUGGGUUCCAGAUUGGUUGGGUUGGAUGAAACUGUUGCCGAGCAGCACGCCGUCGCAGUUCCCCGCCUACUCAGCCGACCCACCAUUGCGGACAGGCUCGAAAUCGCCGGUGGACAGAGUCUCCUUGCGCAGGGCACCUGGGAACCUGUCCAGGACCCCCUCGCAAUCGGUAAGAAGGAGCUGCCUGUGAUUGACAUGACCUCAAACGAGGUGUGGGGGCUAAAGCUUGAUGAAGAUGAACUCCAUGAUUUGGGCGUGGGAGAUGGGGGACUCGGCAUUGCUAAAGCUGCUGUCAUUGAUGAUGUGGUCUACGUGCUGCUGUCCGAAGCGCAAAGGCUGCUAACAAUCGCAACUUGGACAACAGACAGCGGGUUUUUGGACUGUUAG